AACACAUCGCAGUAAGCCUGUUUGAGUCAAAGACCCGCAGACAGAAGAAUGGUGGUAAUCAAUCAAAAUCCCGGGGACGGUUUGUUUGUUGAGUAAACAACACACAUUUGGAAGACGGGUUCUAAAUUUGCAGUGCGCUGUGCGAGAGGAACGUGAACAAGUGGCACAUACCGAGAAAAGCCGGGAGCCAAGAAAAAAAUCCGAUCGAUCCGAGCAUCUAGAGACGAAGGAAUGGCAAAAAGUCGCGAAAUUAUCCAACUACACGUGGGUCAAGCCGGCGUUCAGAUUGCGAGUGCGUGUUGGGAGUUGUACUGCUUGGAGCAUGGCAUCUAUCCGGACGGACGGUUCUGCGAUUGCACGAUCUAUGACGAUUGCAGUGCUUUUUUCAGCUGUGACAAAAAGGGUCGCUGUGUGCCGAGGGUGGUGAUGGCAGACCUAGAGCCGUCGGUGAUUGAUGAAAUUCGUAUCGGAGCCUACCGGCAUCUGUUUCACCCGAGCACACUGAUCACCGGCAAGGAAGACGCGUCGAGUAAUUUUGCCCGGGGUCACUUUACGCUGGGGCGAAUGAUGAUCGAAGGCGUGAUGGAGCGGAUCAGGAAGGUUGCGGAAGGCUGCUCGACCGUGCAGGGCUUCAUGAUCUUUCACAGCUUGGGCGGCGGGACGGGGAGUGGGUUCGGAACACUGGCAUUGGAGAAACUGUUUGACGACUAUGGCAAAACGACAAAAAUAGAAUUCAACAUCUUCCCUUCGCCGAGGAUCUCGCCGGUAAUUGUGGAGCCAUACAACGCGGUUCUUUCCACGCACGUAGGGAUGGAUUACAGUGACUGCGCAUUUCUGUUGGAUAAUGAAGCAAUCUAUGACGUGUGUGAUAGAAGUUUGAACGUACGUGAGCCAACUUAUACAAAUCUGAACAGACUAAUUGCCCAAAUCGUUUCUUGUAUCACGUCAUCGCUAAGAUUCACCGGGGCCAUCAAUGUGGAUUUGCUAGAAUUUCAAACGAAUCUUGUCCCUUUCCCGAGGAUACACUAUCCUCUAGUUACCUACUCACCGCUAAUCCCAUUCCGGAACGCCAAGCAUGAACAACUAACUACAUCACAAAUAAUAUCCGAAUGUUUCGAACCUUCCAAUCAGUUGGUCAAAUGUGACCCCAGAACAGGAAAAUACAUAUCCUGUUGUAUGCUGUAUCGUGGAGAUGUCUCCCCGGUGGACAUCAACCGCUCGAUCCAGGAGUUGAAAUCCAAACGAACAGUAAACUUUGUGGACUGGUGCCCCACGGGAUUCAAAAUCGGAAUCAACUAUCAGCCGCCGAUUGCUGUACCGGGUGGCGACUUGGCAAAAGUGGACCGUGCGGUGUGCAUGCUUUCGGGCAAUACGGCCGUCCGGACGGCGUGGGAGCGGAUCGUGCGCAAGUUUGAGCAAAUGUUCGAUCGGAAGGCGUUUUUCCAUCACUUUGUGGAUGAAGGUCUGGAAGAGAGUGACUUAUGUGAUGCCAAAGAAAAUUUGUCAACGCUCAUUUGCGACUACGAAGAGGUGGAGAAAUAACGAAGCUCAGUUCACCAGAAUGUACCUUCGUGCAAAAUUGGCAUCAUUAUAUAGUAUC
This is a messenger RNA of Aedes albopictus (Asian tiger mosquito), 1600 nucleotides long. RefSeq names its product tubulin alpha-8 chain. Gene Ontology annotation, biological process: mitotic cell cycle; microtubule cytoskeleton organization. The coding region runs from base 232 to 1542 and encodes 436 amino acids. Gene Ontology annotation, molecular function: GTP binding; structural constituent of cytoskeleton. Lineage: Eukaryota; Metazoa; Arthropoda; Insecta; Diptera; Culicidae. The record is from RefSeq and is a predicted model, not a curated record. Gene Ontology annotation, cellular component: microtubule; cytoplasm. The transcript is spliced from 3 exons.